Chlamydomonas reinhardtii is the source of this 12054-nucleotide messenger RNA. RefSeq lists its product as uncharacterized. NCBI's taxonomy places the organism in Eukaryota, Viridiplantae, Chlorophyta, Chlorophyceae, Chlamydomonadales, Chlamydomonadaceae. Bases 209 to 11374 code for a protein of 3721 amino acids. The record is from RefSeq and is a predicted model, not a curated record. The transcript has 7 exons.
AUGCCCGGACCGUAUAUAGGCGACGGGGACGCGUGCUGCUACAUGCUCCUGCGUAAAUACUGGACCAGUCAACCAGUCGGUCCCCACUUGGCAAGCAGCGCAAAGCAACAAGAUGUGCAAGCGUAGACCGUGACCCCUGAGCUUAGCUUGGACUGGUGCAACGCCCGUCUAGAACCGUUACCGGCAGCAGUACCGAACUGAACAAGAAAUGGGCGCGUGCUGCGGCAAGCCGCAGGCGCCGGAAGGCACAGCGACCGGGGGCGCGCAAGCCGUGACCUCCACGCUUAAGAAUGUGGCGGAUCAAACUUCCAAGUCGGUCGCUGCCGUGGCCGCUUCGGCUACAACGGCUGGCGAGGGCGCGGUUCUGAAAGCCAAGGAGUCAGUUGAAGCUGUUUCCGGGCAAGCGGCGGGCGCAGUCAACUCAAGUGCCAGGGCUGCGGUGGCGGACGUGUCCGGCCUGGCUUCGUCCGCAGCAGCUGGUGCCAAGGACGCUGUGAAAUCUGCUCAAGACGGAGCAGCGGGCGCCGCAGCAACCGCGCGCGGUGCAGCAGAAUCCACUGCAAGUGCAGCUUCGGGUGCUCUAGGUACCCAGACAGGUACUUUGCAGGAACAAACAAAGGCCACAGUUGCUGGUGCUUUAACCGGUGCGGCAGCGGCAGCUGCUGACGCCAAGGCGGCCGCCACGGGCGCGGCCGCUGCCGCUGGCUCGCAGCUGGCGUCGGCGCAGGAGGCCGGCAAGGCGGCUGUCACUGACGCUACCGGCGCUGCUUCGUCGGCGGCUGCUGACGCCAGGGCGGCCGCCACGGGCGCGGCCGCUGCCGCUGGCUCUCAGCUGGCGUCGGCGCAGGAGGCCGGCAAGGCGGCUGUCGCGGACGCUACUGGCGCUGCUUCGUCGGCGGCUGCUGACGCCAAGGCGGCCGCCACGGGCGCGGCCGCUGCCGCUGGCUCGCAGCUGGCGUCGGCGCAGGAGGCCGGCAAGGCGGCUGUCGCUGACGCUACCGGCGCUGCUUCGUCGGCAGCUGCUGACGCCAGGGCGGCCGCCACGGGCGCGGCCGCUGCCGCUGGCUCGCAGCUGGCGUCGGCGCAGGAGGCCGGCAAGGCGGCUGUCGCUGACGCUACCGGCGCUGCUUCGUCGGCGGCUGCUGACGCCAGGGCGGCCGCCACGGGCGCGGCUGCUGCCGCUGGCUCUCAGCUGGCGUCGGCGCAGGAGGCCGGCAAGGCGGCUGUCGCUGACGCUACCGGCGCUGCUUCGUCGGCGGCUGCUGACGCCAGGGCGGCCGCCACGGGCGCGGCCGCUGCCGCUGGCUCGCAGCUGGCGUCGGCGCAGGAGGCCGGCAAGGCGGCUGUCGUUGACGCUACCGGCGCUGCUUCGUCGGCGGCUGCUGACGCCAGGGCGGCCGCCACGGGCGCGGCUGCUGCCGCUGGCUCGCAGCUGGCGUCGGCGCAGGAGGCCGGCAAGGCGGCUGUCGCUGACGCUACCGGCGCUGCUUCGUCGGCGGCUACUGACGCCAGGGCGGCCGCCACGGGCGCGGCCGCUGCCGCUGGCUCGCAGCUGGCGUCGGCGCAGGAGGCCGGCAAGGCGGCUGUCACUGACGCUACCGGCGCUGCUUCGUCGGCGGCUGCUGACGCCAUGGCGGCCGCCACGGGCGCGGCCGCUGCCGCUGGCUCGCAGCUGGCGUCGGCGCAGGAGGCCGGCAAGGCGGCUGUUGCUGACGCUACCGGCGCUGCUUCGUCGGCGGCUGCUGACGCCAGGGCGGCCGCCACGGGCGCGGCCGCUGCUGCUGGCUCGCAGCUGGCGUCGGCGCAGGAGGCCGGCAAGGCGGCUGUCACUGACGCUACUGGCGCUGCUUCGUCGGCGGCUGCUGACGCCAGGGCGGCCGCCACGGGCGCGGCCGCUGCCGCUGGCUCGCAGCUGGCGUCGGCGCAGGAGGCCGGCAAGGCGGCUGUCACUGACGCUACCGGCGCUGCUUCGUCGGCGGCUGCUGACACCAGGGCGGCCGCCACGGGCGCGGCCGCUGCCGCUGGCUCUCAGCUGGCGUCGGCGCAGGAGGCCGGCAAGGCGGCUGUCGCUGACGCUACCGGCGCUGCUUCGUCGGCGGCUGCUGACGCCAGGGCGGCCGCCACGGGCGCGGCUGCUGCCGCUGGCUCGCAGCUGGCGUCGGCGCAGGAGGCCGGCAAGGCGGCUGUCGUUGACGCUACCGGCGCUGCUUCGUCGGCGGCUGCUGACACCAGGGCGGCCGCCACGGGCGCGGCCGCUGCCGCUGGCUCUCAGCUGGCGUCGGCGCAGGAGGCCGGCAAGGCGGCUGUCACUGACGCUACCGGCGCUGCUUCGUCGGCGGCUACUGACGCCAGGGCGGCCGCCACGGGCGCGGCCGCUGCCGCUGGCUCUCAGCUGGCGUCGGCGCAGGAGGCCGGCAAGGCGGCUGUCGCUGACGCUACCGGCGCUGCUUCGUCGGCGGCUGCUGACGCCAGGGCGGCCGCCACGGGCGCGGCCGCUGCCGCUGGCUCUCAGCUGGCGUCGGCGCAGGAGGCCGGCAAGGCGGCUGUCGCGGACGCUACUGGCGCUGCUUCGUCGGCGGCUGCUGACGCCAGGGCGGCCGCCACGGGCGCGGCUGCUGCCGCUGGCUCGCAGCUGGCGUCGGCGCAGGAGGCCGGCAAGGCGGCUGUCACUGACGCUACCGGCGCUGCUUCGUCGGCGGCUGCUGACGCCAGGGCGGCCGCCACGGGCGCGGCUGCUGCCGCUGGCUCUCAGCUGGCGUCGGCGCAGGAGGCCGGCAAGGCGGCUGUCGCUGACGCUACCGGCGCUGCUUCGUCGGCGGCUACUGACGCCAGGGCGGCCGCCACGGGCGCGGCUGCUGCCGCUGGCUCGCAGCUGGCGUCGGCGCAGGAGGCCGGCAAGGCGGCUGUCGUUGACGCUACCGGCGCUGCUUCGUCGGCGGCUGCUGACGCCAGGGCGGCCGCCACGGGCGCGGCUGCUGCUGCUGGCUCGCAGCUGGCGUCGGCGCAGGAGGCCGGCAAGGCGGCUGUCACUGACGCUACCGGCGCUGCUUCGUCGGCGGCUGCUGACGCCAGGGCGGCCGCCACGGGCGCAGCCGCUGCCGCUGGCUCGCAGCUGGCGUCGGCGCAGGAGGCCGGCAAGGCGGCUGUCACUGACGCUACCGGCGCUGCUUCGUCGGCGGCUACUGACGCCAGGGCGGCCGCCACGGGCGCGGCCGCUGCCGCUGGCUCGCAGCUGGCGUCGGCGCAGGAGGCCGGCAAGGCGGCUGUCGCUGACGCUACUGGCGCUGCUUCGUCGGCGGCUGCUGACGCCAGGGCGGCCGCCACGGGCGCGGCCGCUGCCGCUGGCUCUCAGCUGGCGUCGGCGCAGGAGGCCGGCAAGGCGGCUGUCGCGGACGCUACUGGCGCUGCUUCGUCGGCGGCUGCUGACGCCAGGGCGGCCGCCACGGGCGCGGCCGCUGCCGCUGGCUCGCAGCUGGCGUCGGCGCAGGAGGCCGGCAAGGCGGCUGUCACUGACGCUACCGGCGCUGCUUCGUCGGCGGCUGCUGACGCCAGGGCGGCCGCCACGGGCGCGGCUGCUGCCGCUGGCUCUCAGCUGGCGUCGGCGCAGGAGGCCGGCAAGGCGGCUGUCGCUGACGCUACCGGCGCUGCUUCGUCGGCGGCUGCUGACGCCAAGGCGGCCGCCACGGGCGCGGCCGCUGCCGCUGGCUCGCAGCUGGCGUCGGCGCAGGAGGCCGGCAAGGCGGCUGUCGUUGACGCUACCGGCGCUGCUUCGUCGGCGGCUGCUGACGCCAGGGCGGCCGCCACGGGCGCGGCUGCUGCCGCUGGCUCGCAGCUGGCGUCGGCGCAGGAGGCCGGCAAGGCGGCUGUCGCGGACGCUACCGGCGCUGCUUCGUCGGCGGCUACUGACGCCAGGGCGGCCGCCACGGGCGCGGCCGCUGCCGCUGGCUCGCAGCUGGCGUCGGCGCAGGAGGCCGGCAAGGCGGCUGUCGUUGACGCUACCGGCGCUGCUUCGUCGGCGGCUGCUGACGCCAGGGCGGCCGCCACGGGCGCGGCUGCUGCCGCUGGCUCUCAGCUGGCGUCGGCGCAGGAGGCCGGCAAGGCGGCUGUCACUGACGCUACUGGCGCUGCUUCGUCGGCGGCUGCUGACGCCAGGGCGGCCGCCACGGGCGCGGCCGCUGCCGCUGGCUCUCAGCUGGCGUCGGCGCAGGAGGCCGGCAAGGCGGCUGUCGCUGACGCUACCGGCGCUGCUUCGUCGGCGGCUACUGACGCCAGGGCGGCCGCCACGGGCGCGGCCGCUGCCGCUGGCUCGCAGCUGGCGUCGGCGCAGGAGGCCGGCAAGGCGGCUGUCACUGACGCUACCGGCGCUGCUUCGUCGGCGGCUGCUGACGCCAUGGCGGCCGCCACGGGCGCGGCCGCUGCCGCUGGCUCUCAGCUGGCGUCGGCGCAGGAGGCCGGCAAGGCGGCUGUCACUGACGCUACCGGCGCUGCUUCGUCGGCGGCUGCUGACGCCAUGGCGGCCGCCACGGGCGCGGCCGCUGCCGCUGGCUCGCAGCUGGCGUCGGCGCAGGAGGCCGGCAAGGCGGCUGUCGCUGACGCUACCGGCGCUGCUUCGUCGGCGGCUGCUGACGCCAGGGCGGCCGCCACGGGCGCGGCCGCGGCCGCUGGCUCGCAGCUGGCGUCGGCGCAGGAGGCCGGCAAGGCGGCUGUCGCUGACGCUACCGGCGCUGCUUCGUCGGCGGCUACUGACGCCAAGGCGGCCGCCACGGGCGUGGCCGCUGCCGCUGGCUCGCAGCUGGCGUCGGCGCAGGAGGCCGGCAAGGCGGCUGUCGCUGACGCUACCGGCGCUGCUUCGUCGGCGGCUGCUGACGCCAGGGCGGCCGCCACGGGCGCGGCCGCUGCCGCUGGCUCUCAGCUGGCGUCGGCGCAGGAGGCCGGCAAGGCGGCUGUCACUGACGCUACCGGCGCUGCUUCGUCGGCGGCUACUGACGCCAGGGCGGCCGCCACGGGCGCGGCCGCUGCCGCUGGCUCUCAGCUGGCGUCGGCGCAGGAGGCCGGCAAGGCGGCUGUCGCUGACGCUACCGGCGCUGCUUCGUCGGCGGCUGCUGACGCCAGGGCGGCCGCCACGGGCGCGGCCGCUGCCGCUGGCUCUCAGCUGGCGUCGGCGCAGGAGGCCGGCAAGGCGGCUGUCACUGACGCUACCGGCGCUGCUUCGUCGGCGGCUACUGACGCCAGGGCGGCCGCCACGGGCGCGGCCGCUGCCGCUGGCUCUCAGCUGGCGUCGGCGCAGGAGGCCGGCAAGGCGGCUGUCGCUGACGCUACCGGCGCUGCUUCGUCGGCGGCUGCUGACGCCAGGGCGGCCGCCACGGGCGCGGCCGCUGCCGCUGGCUCUCAGCUGGCGUCGGCGCAGGAGGCCGGCAAGGCGGCUGUCGCGGACGCUACUGGCGCUGCUUCGUCGGCGGCUGCUGACGCCAGGGCGGCCGCCACGGGCGCGGCUGCUGCCGCUGGCUCGCAGCUGGCGUCGGCGCAGGAGGCCGGCAAGGCGGCUGUCACUGACGCUACCGGCGCUGCUUCGUCGGCGGCUGCUGACGCCAGGGCGGCCGCCACGGGCGCGGCUGCUGCCGCUGGCUCGCAGCUGGCGUCGGCGCAGGAGGCCGGCAAGGCGGCUGUCACUGACGCUACCGGCGCUGCUUCGUCGGCGGCUGCUGACGCCAGGGCGGCCGCCACGGGCGCGGCUGCUGCCGCUGGCUCUCAGCUGGCGUCGGCGCAGGAGGCCGGCAAGGCGGCUGUCGCUGACGCUACCGGCGCUGCUUCGUCGGCGGCUACUGACGCCAGGGCGGCCGCCACGGGCGCGGCUGCUGCCGCUGGCUCGCAGCUGGCGUCGGCGCAGGAGGCCGGCAAGGCGGCUGUCGUUGACGCUACCGGCGCUGCUUCGUCGGCGGCUGCUGACACCAGGGCGGCCGCCACGGGCGCGGCUGCUGCCGCUGGCUCUCAGCUGGCGUCGGCGCAGGAGGCCGGCAAGGCGGCUGUCACUGACGCUACCGGCGCUGCUUCGUCGGCGGCUGCUGACGCCAUGGCGGCCGCCACGGGCGCGGCCGCUGCCGCUGGCUCGCAGCUGGCGUCGGCGCAGGAGGCCGGCAAGGCGGCUGUCGCUGACGCUACCGGCGCUGCUUCGUCGGCGGCUGCUGACGCCAGGGCGGCCGCCACGGGCGCGGCCGCGGCCGCUGGCUCGCAGCUGGCGUCGGCGCAGGAGGCCGGCAAGGCGGCUGUCGCUGACGCUACCGGCGCUGCUUCGUCGGCGGCUACUGACGCCAAGGCGGCCGCCACGGGCGUGGCCGCUGCCGCUGGCUCGCAGCUGGCGUCGGCGCAGGAGGCCGGCAAGGCGGCUGUCGCUGACGCUACCGGCGCUGCUUCGUCGGCGGCUGCUGACGCCAGGGCGGCCGCCACGGGCGCGGCCGCGGCCGCUGGCUCGCAGCUGGCGUCGGCGCAGGAGGCCGGCAAGGCGGCUGUCGCUGACGCUACCGGCGCUGCUUCGUCGGCGGCUGCUGACGCCAGGGCGGCCGCCACGGGCGCGGCUGCUGCUGCUGGCUCGCAGCUGGCGUCGGCGCAGGAGGCCGGCAAGGCGGCUGUCACUGACGCUACUGGCGCUGCUUCGUCGGCGGCUGCUGACGCCAGGGCGGCCGCCACGGGCGCGGCCGCGGCCGCUGGCUCGCAGCUGGCGUCGGCGCAGGAGGCCGGCAAGGCGGCUGUCGCUGACGCUACCGGCGCUGCUUCGUCGGCGGCUGCUGACGCCAGGGCGGCCGCCACGGGCGCGGCCGCUGCCGCUGGCUCUCAGCUGGCGUCGGCGCAGGAGGCCGGCAAGGCGGCUGUCGCUGACGCUACCGGCGCUGCUUCGUCGGCGGCUGCUGACGCCAGGGCGGCCGCCACGGGCGCGGCCGCGGCCGCUGGCUCGCAGCUGGCGUCGGCGCAGGAGGCCGGCAAGGCGGCUGUCGCUGACGCUACCGGCGCUGCUUCGUCGGCGGCUGCUGACACCAGGGCGGCCGCCACGGGCGCGGCCGCUGCCGCUGGCUCGCAGCUGGCGUCGGCGCAGGAGGCCGGCAAGGCGGCUGUCGCUGACGCUACCGGCGCUGCUUCGUCGGCGGCUGCUGACGCCAGGGCGGCCGCCACGGGCGCGGCCGCUGCCGCUGGCUCGCAGCUGGCGUCGGCGCAGGAGGCCGGCAAGGCGGCUGUCACUGACGCUACCGGCGCUGCUUCGUCGGCGGCUGCUGACGCCAGGGCGGCCGCCACGGGCGCGGCUGCUGCCGCUGGCUCUCAGCUGGCGUCGGCGCAGGAGGCCGGCAAGGCGGCUGUCGCUGACGCUACCGGCGCUGCUUCGUCGGCGGCUGCUGACGCCAGGGCGGCCGCCACGGGCGCGGCCGCUGCCGCUGGCUCUCAGCUGGCGUCGGCGCAGGAGGCCGGCAAGGCGGCUGUCGCUGACGCUACCGGCGCUGCUUCGUCGGCGGCUGCUGACGCCAGGGCGGCCGCCACGGGCGCGGCUGCUGCUGCUGGCUCGCAGCUGGCGUCGGCGCAGGAGGCCGGCAAGGCGGCUGUCACUGACGCUACUGGCGCUGCUUCGUCGGCGGCUGCUGACGCCAGGGCGGCCGCCACGGGCGCGGCCGCGGCCGCUGGCUCGCAGCUGGCGUCGGCGCAGGAGGCCGGCAAGGCGGCUGUCGCUGACGCUACCGGCGCUGCUUCGUCGGCGGCUGCUGACGCCAGGGCGGCCGCCACGGGCGCGGCCGCUGCCGCUGGCUCUCAGCUGGCGUCGGCGCAGGAGGCCGGCAAGGCGGCUGUCGCUGACGCUACCGGCGCUGCUUCGUCGGCGGCUGCUGACGCCAGGGCGGCCGCCACGGGCGCGGCCGCGGCCGCUGGCUCGCAGCUGGCGUCGGCGCAGGAGGCCGGCAAGGCGGCUGUCGCUGACGCUACCGGCGCUGCUUCGUCGGCGGCUGCUGACACCAGGGCGGCCGCCACGGGCGCGGCCGCUGCCGCUGGCUCGCAGCUGGCGUCGGCGCAGGAGGCCGGCAAGGCGGCUGUCGCUGACGCUACCGGCGCUGCUUCGUCGGCGGCUGCUGACGCCAGGGCGGCCGCCACGGGCGCGGCCGCUGCCGCUGGCUCGCAGCUGGCGUCGGCGCAGGAGGCCGGCAAGGCGGCUGUCACUGACGCUACCGGCGCUGCUUCGUCGGCGGCUGCUGACGCCAGGGCGGCCGCCACGGGCGCGGCUGCUGCCGCUGGCUCUCAGCUGGCGUCGGCGCAGGAGGCCGGCAAGGCGGCUGUCGCUGACGCUACCGGCGCUGCUUCGUCGGCGGCUGCUGACGCCAGGGCGGCCGCCACGGGUGCGGCUGCUGCCGCUGGCUCGCAGCUGGCGUCGGCGCAGGAGGCCGGCAAGGCGGCUGUCGCUGACGCUACCGGCGCUGCUUCGUCGGCGGCUGCUGACACCAGGGCGGCCGCCACGGGCGCGGCUGCUGCCGCUGGCUCGCAGCUGGCGUCGGCGCAGGAGGCCGGCAAGGCGGCUGUCGCUGACGCUACCGGCGCUGCCUCGUCGGCGGCUGCUGACGCCAGGGCGGCCGCCACGGGCGCGGCCGCUGCCGCUGGCUCUCAGCUGGCGUCGGCGCAGGAGGCCGGCAAGGCGGCUGUCACUGACGCUACCGGCGCUGUUUCGUCGGCGGCUGCUGACGCCAGGGCGGCCGCCACGGGCGCGGCCGCUGCCGCUGGCUCGCAGCUGGCGUCGGCGCAGGAGGCCGGCAAGGACGCAGCGGCCGGUACUGCUGGGGCUUGGUCGCGCGAUGCUGCCGAUGCCAAGGCUACGACCUCAGGCGCUGUGUCAGCAGCUGCCUCUAAAGCGUCUUCGCUGCAAGCCGCCCGGCAGGAGAUUACUGGUGAUGCCGCCAGGAGCCUGACAGGGGCUGCAACCGAUGCCAGCAAGGCGACAGCGGCAGCCACUGCAUCUGCAGGCAGCCAGGCACCAUCGGUAACCGACUCUGGCAACGCGGCGGUAGUGGGCGUUGCUGCGGCAGGGGCCGCUGCUGCAGCGGGGACCUUGUUCGCGACUGUCCUGCCCCGCUCGGCGUCCAACGACCGCAGCGCAGAUGCUGCCGCCGCAGCGUCGCGCGACCGCCCAGCUCUCCAGGCGGCAUGCGCCGAGGUGCUGACGGCGAAGGCGACCACGGCGGACGGUGUUCGAAAGGCCCGUGCCAUCGCGCAGGAGGCCGGGGACCAGGGCUCGGGCUCUCGCGGAGGCAGCGGUGGUGGCGACGCCACUGGCACCUCGGCUGCUUUGAAGACGGCAGCUGGCUCUGCCUCGGCGGCUGGUGAGAAGGCCGCUGCUGCUGCCAGCAGUGCAAGCUCCGACGCGUCGGCUCAGGGCGCAGCGGCGGUGGCGACGACGCGUGCAGGUGGCCAGCCGGCCGUAGCGGCCGACGGCAAGUCCGGCGCGGACGCCGCCUUCUCCGCAUCGGGCCAGAGUGGCUCGGCAGCGGCUGCCUCUGGAGCCGCCGGCCAGCGGGCGGCCCAGCCGGCCAGCUCCUGGCUCAAGGGCGGCAAGUCCUUCGCGGCCAUCGCCGCCGCGGCCGCCGUCGCCACGAGCAUGGACAUCGUCACCAAGGGCAAGGGCGCCAGCGGGGGCGGCAGCCGCAGCACCUCGCCGCCGGGAGCACCCUAUUCUCUUGCUGCUCCUGCUGCUGCUGCUCCUGCUGCUCCUUCCGCGAGCGCCGGCAGUGCCGCAGCCGCCCCCGCGGCGGCUGCCUUCGACGCGGUGGCGGCCUCAACGCUGGCGGCGGCGCCCGCGGCCACGCCCACGGCCGCCCUGGCGAGCCGCAAGGCUAGCAGCCGGGGCCCGUCUCCCCCGCAUCGGCCCCCGGUGGGCCCUUCGGCGGUCGGUGUGAAGGGGGCCACUGCUCGCGCUGCCUCGCCGUCGACCGAGGCGGAGGCAGAGCUGGCGGCGGUGGCGCGCGAGGUGGCGCCCGCGGCGGCUGCCGCGGCGGCGGCGUUGGCCGCUGGCGCGCAGGCUGCGCGCGAGGCGGCGGCGGAGAGCAACAGCGCCGCGGAGGUCACCGGUGCCGUUACGGCGCCUGCGGCCUACGGCUCUGCUUCCGGCUCGGCCGGUGGUGCCGCCGCGGCUGCCCAGGUCAGCGCCUGGGGCAAGAGUCGCAGCUUUGCAGACGUCGUGGCGGCUGCCGCGGCUGCCGCGGCCGCCGCUACCGGCGACCGGACCUCCAACAGCGGCGCGGGCUCUAAGGGCCGCGUCGUGGGGCUGCCCCGCACCAGCAGCAGCGGCGGCACCGCCGGCGCCGCUCUGACGGCACCCUCGGCGCCGCGCGGCUCCUCGCGCGGACACUCCCGCAGCGGCAGCGGAGGCGGCGCCGGUGCGCCUGCUGACGCCCCCUCGGCCGCCUCGGCGGCGGCGCCGGUGGCCUCGGCACUCUCCACCUCGGGCCCCAGCGCGGGCACGGUGGCCCAGGCGCUGGCGCUGGCCUCCGCCAUGGCCUCAGUGGACAGCAGCCUGCCGGUGGUCAUGACGCCGCUGCAGCCGCGCGCGUCGGCACAGGUCGCGCCGCAGCCAGCGGCGGCGGCGGCGGUGGCGCCUGUCAAGACGGCCAGCGGCAGCGCGACGCCGCCCACGGGCGCGGAAGCGGCGGCGUCCGCGACGGCGACCGCUGCUGCAGAGGCGGUACUGUCGGAGCUGGACGGUGGCAGUUCGUGGGCUUUCGGCGGCCGCGCUGCGGCGGCACCGGCGAAGGAGAGCUGGGCGGACGAGGUCGAGGAGGAGGAGGCGCAGGCCACGACAGUUGCGCCCGCGCCCCAGGCGGAUGCGGCGCCAGCUGCACCUGCCCCAUCGGCUGGCCCUCGGGGCUUCAGCUGGGCCUCCGUGGUGGGCCGCUUCACUGGCGGCGCGGCCGCGCUGGCGGCUCAGGUCACCGCGCCCGCCGCUCCGGCCCGCCAGUCGCUGGGCCAGGUGCGCAGCCGCAAUAGCCGCACCUCCGGCAGCGGCAACACAUUGGGCUGGGCUGCAGCUCCGGCCCCCGCCGCGGCUGUGGCGCCCGCGGUGGCGCCUGCCGCCUCGGAGGCGGUGGUGCCGGCUGUGGAGCCGGCGGCGCCCACGCCGGCGCCGCCAGUCGCUGAAAAGGCGCCCGAGGCGGCGGCCGCUCCCACCGCCGGGGGUGCGGCGUCUCCCGGUGAGGAGGAGGACGGCUGGACUGAGGCGGCCGGCAAGCGGCGCAAGGAGCGCAGCUACAGCAAGGGCACUGGCGGCCGCGGCCAGGGCGGCAACCGCAGCGGUGGCGAGAGCCGCAGCAAUGGCGGCGGCAACAGCGGCAACCAGCGCCAGGGCGGCAAGCGCCGCUGAUAGACGACGUGAUAUGGACGGAACGCCGUGAGCCACGUUUUGGCGGGGCCUUAGCCGGGGCUAUGUAGCGUAUGCUAGUGGCUGGCUUGCUGGUGUGCACGGUUCUUGUACAUGGAAGUGUUUUAAUGCUUUUGCGAGCCGCGGGAAGGGUGACUCCUAAAUUAUCGCACAUAAACCGGAAACGGAAACCUCAACAACCCGCAGUAAUAUGUGCGUGGUACGUGAAAGGCUGUGCACCACAGAUGGUGACUACGAUACCUAAAUCCCAUUUCCGGGUCUUUUUAAGGCACAGUGUGGCUUCACAUGCGCUGCACUGGUGGCGUCGUGACGGCGACGAGUAACAGUAAGGCUGACGCUGGAUAGGCCGGGUGGAGAUCACUGGUGGGGAGGUCAAGGUCGGGCGAUUGGCUGUUACGGCAAAUAGCCGGCAAGUAGAUGCUCUUGGAGUUACGGUAAUGCCACGGAGACUACCCCUGGCGUGGGAAGCAGGCGUGCCUCUUGAGUUAGGUCGCGCAGGUGUUUGCCAUACAGCAACUCGGGCUGUGUAGUGAGACUGAGGUGAGGUGCUGGCGACCUGCGGAUCCAGGGCUCCGGCCCUGCCAAUAGGUGGCGGAAGGGUGGCACCUAAAUAAUUCCAACACUACGUGGCGCUGCGCCGCUGGCUGUAAGGCACGCUCGCU